Molecule: messenger RNA, 1993 nt
Organism: Drosophila kikkawai
Lineage: Eukaryota; Metazoa; Arthropoda; Insecta; Diptera; Drosophilidae
Source: RefSeq, a predicted model, not a curated record
AAAUUACACGAAAAGCGAUAACGAAGGUAUUUUUCCCUCCUAACAACUCUGGCCACACUAAAAAAAGAAGAAGACAGAAGCGUGGGCAAAUCUGCAAAUUUAAACAAAAUAAGAAUAAUUUUACAAAUCUCCAGCAACAAAACGCAUUCCAAGGCACCACAACGGUUCAGAAUAAUUCUAUACACCAGUGAGCACCUGCCCUAAGUGCUACCAAAGCCAACAACCAAAUAAUACACAGAAGGCGGACGCCAGAAGCACCAAGCCCUACUGACUCAGGAUAAAUUCUUCCAAUUAAACGGUAAAAACCAUUCCCACCAGCUACUAGGGAGAGGCUUAGCAUGAAUCAUAGAAUCUCCAUACCACGCUUCUGCAAAUGAAACAUGCUGCCGCAGCUAAAGCCACUGAAGCUGAGCACCUUCCAGCAUAUCUGGCUGCAUUAGACCCGCCUGGAAUGAGCAUAAGGGAAAGACAUCACUAUAGACCGGAGAACAACAGAGAUCCUAGACUCAAUAAGAAAACAGGAAUAAAUAACGCCAUAUGCUCCCAAUCAACAACGCAAACUGAGGCACAACCAAUAACACAACCAGUUGAAAUGGAUAAUUACAAGGGAAAAGAAAAUAAGAAGGUCAGAGAUUGCACCACCCCUCAAUUUGAUCCCACCAUAAUUCCCAAAGUGGAAGAUACCCCCACCAAGUCAAGAGGAACAGAACUAGAAAGACUGCUACUGACCUCUCCCACUCCUUUCAACAAGAGCGCGAAUCUGUUAAUCAUGCAGUCACUACAAGCCACGUAUAACUCUGGAGGCGGUAAUGGAAACACCAGAAAGCAACUCUUCAAUGACAGUGAUGACGACAGCGAGAGCAACAUACCUUUGCAGCAGCUGGUCUCUGGCAAGAAAAUCAGAGGGCAAAACCUAAAGCGCCUCAAACCCUUGAAGUCGGCAAACAGGCCCUACACCAGAAGAAUCACGGGAGCGAUCAAAACAACUGUCUCCUACGCGGACAAACAGAGGCGCUCUAGAUCUCGGGCACCCAGAACUUCGGAGGAGCUUGAUCUGGCAAACCCUAUAGUUUACGAUGACAACAACAAUAACAAUGAUAGCCUCUGCUCCCUCAGUCUCACGGCGGGCAACCUUCCAUUGGCCCACGGCAGUGACAUAACAACAAACGAAAUGAGGAAGAAUAAAGAGGAGGAUAUGCCCUGCUGCUCAAGCAGCCUAAACCAACAUGCCAUAAGCCCAACACUAACAAAUGAAAAUGCUAUCACAAUCCAGGCCCAGGAGACCCAAAUGCUGCGCACUGCCGAGGAAUCGGAACAGAAGAAGAACAAGGAGCCACCCACCGUUUCCUCACGACGCCAAAGGGCGACUGUACCAGCUAGGCCAACUCACCGAGGAGUUCAUCUGAAAACGAAAGCAGCCCGUGCAGCUACUGGAUCCCAACGCAAGAAGCUGAGCACACCCAAAGUGCACCAUUGUGGAUGCGGCAUCGGUAACAAUGAUGAGGUCAUGCUCGACAACAUAAAAAAAGCCAACAAGGCCAUCAUCAAGAUAAUAGAAUCUAUAGGCAAAAUACACAGACAAUGCAGAGAAACUAAUGACAAUAUUGAAAUUAACUAUCUAAGAAACCCCCAAUAGAAAUGGGAAUCAGUAAAACCAAUGAAAAUGCUCUUUAAUUUACUGACUUAAACAUUUAGCAUAAGAAACAAGCUUCAUUAAUCUUAACGAACUUAUCAGUUCAUUAUAUAUUAUGCCCAAAAUACAUAUCUGUUUUUGAAUAAACCUCUUUAUGUUUAAAACUAAGGGAAAUACAAUAAUAAAACCCUAUACUUGCUGUGCAAGACACCUUAUCUCACUAUGUAAAAGAAACAUACAUACAUACAUAAAUAUAAAACAAAAUCAAUAAACGAACACGUCAGCCUUAUUCAAAUAUUACUCAAUCUACGCCUAACUAAGGGAGGGAAGCCUUCACGGCACUUGAAACAAAUAAUGCUA